GCUCCCCCUGAGAAACCAACAGGUAGCCUGGCUGCAGGUAGAUGGUGCUGUUGGUGCACCGGGGCGCCAACUCCAGUAGGCUCUGAGUCAAUGCGUAUUUCCCCCCGAUCAGUUGUUAUGAUAAACGUCGAGGGAGAGGUCAUCUCCUCGACUUGAACACGUCUGCAGUAACAUUGAUGCUGAGGAUCCCCUGCAGGCUGAGUGCGCGCUGCGACAGGAUCAGUUUUGGAGUCGCCAGCGGUGCGCGUCAGUUUGGACCCAACACACACGAGCUGGUGGACCGGUUGCAUCGUUUUUAAAGUUUUAACCCUGCUGCCUCUUUCAGCGCAGUGGGAUUUAUUCCUCUGGAGAACAUUGAGAAUUGAGGACUUUGUGUUUUUGCGUGUGCUGCUCUACUAUGGGGGAGACCGUGCGUGCGUAAUGGGCAGAUAUGUUUUCGCUCUGUGGAAGUUUAGCCGUGCGCCCGCUCCCCUAACCCAAACUCCCAUCUUUGCGUUCUGAUCAUCAUCCUCUGACUGAACUCUGCGGGAGGUUUAAAACGACAUGGCCAGCGAGCGGAAACCGCGGCUUUGUGUCAUGGCUAAAGGGGACAACGGGUAUGGAUUUCACUUGCAUGGCGAGAAAGGGAAGAGCGGACAGUUCAUCCGCAAAGUGGAGGCUGGCUCCCCCGCAGAAGCGGCGGGGAUGCGCGCAGGGGACCGAGUGGUGGCAGUGAAUGGAGUGAACGUGGAGAAAGAGACGCAUCAUCAGGUGGUACAGUGGAUCAAAGCCAUAGCCAACGAGACCAGGUUACUAGUGGUGGACAAUGAGACACACGAAAGUCUGCGGAGUCUGCGCCUCACGGCUACAGAGGAGAUGGCUGUUGUCGGGACGGGCCCUUCGUCCUCUCCCCCGGUGUCCCCGUCCCCGUCUUCAGUCCCGUCCACCCCGGGCAAGAAGCGGGAGAACGGCUCGGUGUCCAAGCAGCCGCUCACGCUGAGCGGCCAGGUGCAGAAGCCCACCAGGAGGUCGCCAUCGAAGGCAGCAAAGAAGGAGGCUCUUGCGCAGGCUGACGCUCACAUCCACACGCAAACCCAGCCACGGCCCACGGUCAACCCGUCUGAGCUUGUUCCACGUCUGUGCCACCUGGUGCGGACAGAGACGGGCUACGGCUUCAACCUCCACAGCGAACGGUCACGACCCGGACAGUACAUCCGCUCCCUGGACCCAGGAUCACCUGCAGACGGCGCCGGGCUCCGGCCUCAAGACAGACUCAUUGAGGUAAAUGGUGUGAACAUCGAGGGCAUGCGGCAUGCAGAGGUGGUGGCCUUCAUAAAGAAAGGGGGAGACGAGACCUGGCUGCUGGUGGUGGAUCCAGACACAGACGAUCACUUCAAGAGGAGGGGGGUUAUCCCCACAGUUGCUCAUGUCAAAGACUAUGAUGGUCCGUCCAUAUCCAACGGCUCCCCCAGCCCUCAGAUCAACGGCAGCUCCACCACGCAGUCCAUCAGGUCCACGCGCUCCGACCUCAGCAGCCAGGGCAACAGCACACAGCUGGCGGACGAUGAGGGCAGCCCGUUGUUGGAUCCAUUCGCUGAGAUGGGCCUGAGUCUAAGCGCCACGGCAGCAGAGGAAAAGAUGAAGGUGCACGCCAAAGAAAAGAGGAAGGCACCACAGAUGGACUGGAUGAAGAAAUAUGAACUCUUCAGUAAUUUCUGAGACAGUCCCCUCACAGGACACUUCACAGAACAAAGGACAGAGCUGUCUGCAGCCCUCUGCGUGGAUGAGUUUGUGUUGUUGGAGAACAUUCUUACUACGCUUAAGACGACUCAAAACAACUGAACAUCAUUUGUUCCUGGAAUGAAAAGUGACAGAGGGAUAAAGUCGUCCAAUGGAUUUUACUUCAGCCACUUAAGAGACUCUUAAACUGUUAAAUGUCCCUCAUCAAAGUACAAUAAAGCGUUGACUGACCUCAGAAACUGACAUGUACACAGACAUGUACUUUUAAACACGUUUUCACGAAUUUGCCUCAAUCCCCAUCACUCUUCCUCUACUUUUAUCAUUCCCUUUCCUGCCUAUACUCCGAGAGACUUGUUUCAAACAAAUGGGGGAGGCAGUUAUUUUUAUAUUUAAAAUAUAUAAACUAUAAACUACAGAUAAGCAUUAUCCCAAAAUCAUGGUCUGGAUCAUGGACUGGAUUUUAGAUAGUUUAAUGGACACUGUGACAUUAUUGAUUGUGGACUUUGUCGGUCAGCGGAAGCCCAAACUUGGCAGAAGAUCACUGUGAAUGAGCUGAGACCCUCCCCCCCCUCCAGCCCACCUAGACGUUUAACCACUGACUGAGAAAAGGAGGGCUGCGUGUGCUGGUUAUGUAUAAUGUACUCUACAUCUAUUUGUACUUUAACAAGGAGAUAAUCAAGUUAUCCUCAGCUUAAGCCCACAUAUAUGCACCGGCUGAACCGCUUCAGAUCUGCCUUGCUUUAUUCAGAAAGAACCAAUGUUACUUGUUAUUUAGUAUAAAAUACGCUAAUACGUGUAUCACCACUAACCUCUUUCCCCAGAUUGUGCUCCAGUGUGCAUAACAAAGGUAAGCACCACUAACAUUAAAUGCAUUGAUGAAGUGAAUAAUAGAAAAUGGAGGUUUCUCAGGCCGAGUGGGUCGAUGAGAGCUUAAAGCAACACUAUGUAACUUUUACUAACAACAGCGCCCUCUGCAGACACAGUUUUUUUAUGUAGAGAAAAAGUAACCCAUCACAGCUCUGAUUGCGUAGUCCCGUAGUGAACGGUGGAUAUUACCCAUGACCCCCGGCUUCCAUAACCAGAAGAGCUGCAGCUGUGAGAAAAUACACCAAAGUCUGUUUAGGAAUAUUGAUAUUUGAAAAGUUUCCCCACUGACAACUGGAGAUAAACGCUGGUUUUAAUGACAUUUAAGUCUUUCUAACUAUCUACUGUUCAGCUUUACUCUUCAGCUUGUUGAACCUAAUUCUAGAAAUCCAAGCUCAGUUAUGUACGUCUCACAGGAGAUUGUACGCGCUCACCAAAGUUAGAUUGAGCAAGAACAGGUGUUGGUGGUUAGCAGAGGAAAUGAAAGCUUCACCAUUCUCCCUUUUCCAAGUCAGUGUAGCGUUAAUAUUGAAGCUGCUAUUUUAAGGUUUAAAAAGUUGCAUAGUGUUGCUUUAAUGUGAACAGCAGAGGGCAAACUUACACCACAGAUAGAGACAUAUUUUUGCACUUAAGUAGGUGUUUACCCGGAGAUCAUUUGUCAUCACACAAUGUCCUAGAAAAAAAAAUAUGAAUUCAGGUGAGGUGGAGGAAAGAAACUCAAAAUAAUCAUCAUUAAAAUAUGUGAAGGACACUUUUACUUUUACUUUAGUUAUUGUGUUACAUUUACACCUGUAACUGUGAUUUCAAAGCAAGCCCAUAUAAAUGGUGGAAGGUAAUUGUCAGUAUUAAUGAUCAACAAUAAAAAUUAAACUGAAUGAAUUUAAAACGGAUUUUCUCAGAACAUAUUGGUCAAGUAUUUAAGAAAUAAGUUAAAUUGAUGAGGAAAACAGUUGCACAAUGACGUACUUCUGCUUUCUUUCUUUUUCUUUCCAGUUCACUUCCUGUCAAUACUUUCAUUUCUGACCUGAUCCCCCCCACAGUACUUUCUUGUCCUUAAAUUAAUUCCUCCACCUUCACGGUUAGCUUUGUAUAUAUUGUUAAUAGUAUUUACAGAGUAAUGUAGUUCGUUUUUUAGCGUUAUGAUAAUCAGUGUCUUAUAAAAUAGCGUGGUUAGCCAGUCAGUUAGCCUAGCUAGCCACUAAAUGAAGAGCACAUACAGUUUAAACCCGCGUGCUCUGCUGCUGGCUUUCACAAGGCAGCUGUCAGUCACCUUGAUUUUUGGCAGCUCAUCCAAGCAUUUGGUAUUAAAAAAAGCGCCAUAGCGGACCAAAGCAGUGGAAAUCGAACUAGCUAGCUCGCUGUUACACGGAGCGACAGGGAAACGAUUUACGACACUGAUAUGAUUACAAAAACAAUAAAAAUGCUAAAAAGAAACUCUAUAAAAACGAAUGGUGAAUACUAUUUGUAGUGUCCCACAGUAAGGAGCAUACAAGACUCUUUGCUUGCAGGUCCAACCUUAACAUGUUAACCAGUCCAUUACACUAUUAACAAUAUAUACAAAGCUAACUGUGAAAGUAAGAAAGCACUGUGUGGAGAUCAGGUUGGAAGUGGAAGUAACAUUAGUCGAGCAUUUAGGGGAAUCAAACCAACGGGCAGUGCAAAAAGCGGAAGUACGUCAUACUACAUUUUGCAAGUAGUAAUUUUGGGAAAGACAAAGGUUUGAAUAUUGAAACCUCUCCUGUUCGACGGUAAAUAUGAAGCUACACUUGGCAGCAGGCUAACUUAGCUUGGAAACAGGUAGAAACGCUUAGCCUAGCUCUGUGUAAAGUUAACAAAUGCUAGCUGACUACAUCUCUAAUUCACACCUGUUGUUUACUUUAUGCAAAAAAAUAAGUGUAAACACAGAAAAUUUGUCAAAUGAGAGUGGGGACAAUUUUCUCGUAAAGGCAAAUGAGCAUAUUUGCCAAAAACUGUCCCCGCACAUUCCUCCGGGUCAGGAAAGGAAGUGGGAUUAAGGCUCAGAAGUGCAAAGUAGCAGAUAUUAGGAUGAAGGGAUGUGAUGAGGUAUCACAUGAGCGGUGUGUGUUAGCAUGGUUACAUGAUGGCGUACAGGAGACGCACAGAGUGAGGUCAGCGAUGCCCUGGAGGAUCUGGUCAAAGAGACGGUGGGAGCCAUGGGGAUUACUGAGGAUUACUACACAUACAGGGACAGCUGUCAUACACAUGCUCGCACACAUUCUGAGCACAAUGUCCGUGAACAUAUGUGUAGGGAGGACGUCCACGACGAAACCCGAAGCAAUGCUGAUGUAAAAGCCUAAGUGGGACUGCAAGUUGGAGAAAUGCCAUGUAUGUGGACAGCUUUAGUUUUUUUUUUUUGGUACCCAUGCAUUCAUACCCUUGUUCUUACUUUACAGAGCACACACGGAAUGUACUGGCUCAUCUCUGCGUGAAAUGGUGUAUCUUGACAAACCACUGUUACCAUGGCUGCACAUGUACAUACAGUAAAAGCAAACAUUAUGGCAGGUUGCUUUUUUUUUUUCAAUAAAGUGUGACUAUUGCGAUAUUGGAUAUAUUAAACUGUUGUUGUCAUC
This is a messenger RNA of Hippoglossus stenolepis (Pacific halibut), 5174 nucleotides long. Its product is annotated as Na(+)/H(+) exchange regulatory cofactor NHE-RF2. The transcript is spliced from 6 exons. Gene Ontology annotation, biological process: protein localization to plasma membrane. Lineage: Eukaryota; Metazoa; Chordata; Actinopteri; Pleuronectiformes; Pleuronectidae. The record is from RefSeq and is a predicted model, not a curated record. Gene Ontology annotation, cellular component: apical plasma membrane. The coding region runs from base 544 to 1698 and encodes 384 amino acids. Gene Ontology annotation, molecular function: signaling receptor binding; protein-membrane adaptor activity.